This is a messenger RNA of Fonsecaea nubica, 663 nucleotides long. RefSeq lists its product as hypothetical. Gene Ontology annotation, molecular function: acyltransferase activity, transferring groups other than amino-acyl groups. The coding region runs from base 1 to 663 and encodes 220 amino acids. The transcript has a single exon. Lineage: Eukaryota; Fungi; Ascomycota; Eurotiomycetes; Chaetothyriales; Herpotrichiellaceae. The record is from RefSeq and is a predicted model, not a curated record.
AUGUCUCACGUCGCUCACUCCGUCGAGACCUCCAAGACAUGGACCCGAGAUGGAUUCAUGAUAUCGACGGAUCCAUCAUUGAUCCCUAUUGACGCACUUAACCAGGCGUUCGCCUCGGAGGACAUGUAUUGGGCCUCACCUCUUCCCGAACCGGUUAUGCGGGAUAUGCUGAAUAACUCGCUCUGCUUUGGCCUUUACUCACCUACACCUACACCACCUGCGCCUGUGCGCGCGGACCCGGGCCAAAAGGGCACUGAUCCGGCAUCCUCCAGUCCUGCGGAGACGUUACAUGAGAUCGCAACACAUGCCAAACGGGACGCGGACAGCGUUGCCGCCGCCAAUGCUGCGGCGUCAGGGACGAUGCGAGAGGAACAAGGACCUUGUCUGAUUGGCUUUGCCCGUUGCAUCACCGAUCGUGUCACUCUGCUCUACCUAACAGAUGUAUACGUCCAACCCGAGUGGCAAGGCCAGGGCUUGGGGAAGUGGCUCAUCAGCUGCGUUCAAGAAGUCGUUGAGGACAUGCCCUAUUUGAGACGGAGCCUGUGUAUCGUCGGCCACGGAAAGGAGAGAAGUAUGGAAUUUUACGGCAAGUUGAUGAAGAUGACUCCGGUACAGGAGCCUGUAGCCGUUCUCAACUGGAAGGGCCCGGGGAAUGUGUUUUGA